This is a messenger RNA of Hypoxylon fragiforme, 1803 nucleotides long. Its product is annotated as P-loop containing nucleoside triphosphate hydrolase protein. NCBI's taxonomy places the organism in Eukaryota, Fungi, Ascomycota, Sordariomycetes, Xylariales, Hypoxylaceae. Gene Ontology annotation, molecular function: 4 iron, 4 sulfur cluster binding; ATP-dependent FeS chaperone activity; ATP binding. Gene Ontology annotation, cellular component: cytosol. The transcript is spliced from 2 exons. The record is from RefSeq and is a predicted model, not a curated record. The coding region runs from base 243 to 1160 and encodes 305 amino acids. Gene Ontology annotation, biological process: iron-sulfur cluster assembly.
GAUUUAUUCUCCCUCGUCUUCUAAUGCCUACUACAUGUGUACACAGCACUUAGCUACGCUGCCUCCAAGUAGAAAGCGAAGCGCUAUUGCAACAUGAAGCUUUUUCAACCACCUUAAAGCUAUUUUCUUAUAUUCAAUGUUACAAUUAUCUUUGUCUCAUGUCAUCUGCCCUUAGACUAGGACUUAAGCUCAACAUUUUAACACCCGCAUCGACUUGAGUAGUGCGUAUUUCUUGUCUAACGAUGUCUCUCGCAAAUAUAAAGCACAUUAUCUUGGUCUUGUCGGGCAAGGGCGGUGUAGGGAAAUCAUCUGUGACUACACAACUCGCCUUGUCGUUAUCACUCGCCGGCCACUCUGUUGGAGUUCUCGAUGUCGAUCUUACUGGGCCAUCCAUGCCACGAAUGUUCAAUAUCGAAGAUGCAAAAGUCACUCAAGCUCCUGGUGGUUGGCUCCCCGUAACUGUGCACCCUGCAAACCCCGACGCUGGUAUAGGCGAAUUAAGAUGCAUGAGCCUUGGCUUCUUACUACGUGGAAGAGGCGAUGCCGUAGUAUGGCGGGGACCCAAGAAGACCGCGAUGGUCCGGCAAUUUCUCUCAGAUGUAUUGUGGGGAGAUCUGGACUAUUUACUCAUCGACACACCUCCAGGGACUUCCGAUGAGCACAUAUCACUUGCGGAAACACUGCUAAAAGAUGCAUCCCCGGGACAAGUUGCUGGGGCGGUAGUGGUGACUACGCCUCAAGCUGUGGCUACGGCGGACGUAAGAAAGGAGUUAAACUUCUGUGCAAAGACGGGAAUAUCGGUGGUCGGCGUCGUAGAGAACAUGGCUGGAUUCGUAUGCCCCAAUUGCGCUGAAUGCACGAAUAUUUUUGGCAAGGGGGGAGGCCAAGUUAUGGCGGAAGACUUCAAUGUACGAUUCUUGGGGGGCGUCCCUAUUGACCCUCAGUUUGUUAUGUUGGUCGAAACGGGCAGGCGACCGCUAUAUCCAAAGGGAACUAUCAUUGAGGGACAGGAUAUUUCGGAGACACAUCAAAACGGGCAUGCCGAUACGCCUAGUGAGGAAACGAAGGCAGCCAGCCUACUUGCAGACAAAUAUCGAGAUUGCUCCCUUGAGCCUAUCUUCAGAAAGAUCACGCAAGAUAUCGUCACAGCUAUCGGAUGAUAUCGGACGUAUUGUUAUCAGCCUAAGCUAUAUGGCCUAGAAACUGACAUGCCGUGUGACCGCACUGAGUUAUGUAUAUUGAGAUCCAAUGUAACUGCAUGCAAGCAGUUGAAACCCCCAUUUCUAGUGGCUGGAUACUUUUCGUUAACAGUCCUGUAUCUCUUAUCGACGACCGACCUACCUACUGCUGGAGGGGAAGCAAUCGAGUGUGGCACUAGAAUAAAUGAUAAAUGCCGACCUAUUACGAUCUAUGUCUCACAAGAGGAUCAGGGGCGUCGCAUUCAAUAAUGUUGCAGUCAUGAGCAUGGGGCUGUCUGGACUGCCUGGGCUGCGACUUGGGCAUUUUACCUGGGACCAGAUUUCCUGCUUUCUUCUUCGCCAUGCUACAUUCUCCAAAUCCCAUGGCUAUGGAAAUUCCCAUUGCAAACAUUUUUUCUCGCAGAAUACGUUCGUGUAAUGUGGUGAUCGCUUUCAACAGAACUACUACGUAUGUAGAGUGAACAACAGUCUCCAAAAAAUUACAAUUAGUUCAGAAAGAAAAAGGAGGUGUAAGCAAAAUUGAUGCAACUUAAUAUGUUGAUGUUUUGCUAGCAUAAGAACUUUAGUAGACAUUCGGCAAAUGUGCAAGUGAUUAUCGUUGGCG